Molecule: messenger RNA, 2442 nt
Organism: Aspergillus tanneri
Lineage: Eukaryota; Fungi; Ascomycota; Eurotiomycetes; Eurotiales; Aspergillaceae
Product: calpain-like protein
Exons: 7
Coding region: 1-2442 (813 amino acids)
Biological process (GO): proteolysis
Cellular component (GO): cytoplasm
Molecular function (GO): calcium-dependent cysteine-type endopeptidase activity
Source: RefSeq, a predicted model, not a curated record
AUGGAUCACGACGAUGAUUUAACAAACAUGGUUUUCACUCCUCCUCUCUCCUGCCGAUCUGGGAGCCGCAUGUCACGAAGAUCAAACCAGGAACCGCAGGAGACAGUGCGCCAGUUCUGGGACCAAUUCAACACCAAAUUCCCGGGUAAGGUGUACACCGUGUUACCCAAUAACCCCUACGCACGUGCCAAGGCUGCGAAAGUCCCCAAGGGAGUCAUCCAAGGACAAGAUGCCGGAAAGUCGUACGAGCAAGCCCGGAAGGAAUGCGAGCAGACUGUCGAGCGCAUUGUGAAUGAGUGCAAACGGGUGAAUCAGAAGUACACGGAUCCUCACUUUGACAUUGAGGUGGACCUUAAGUCGGGGAGGAGAUAUUACUUGGAUGGGUUAAAUGAAAUGAAUAUGGAGAUGCGCCCGAGGGGCGUCAAACGAGUGACUGAGGUCUUUGAGAGGCCGCAAUUCUUCGUCAAUGGUCCGACUGCUUCGGAUGUGCGACAGGGUCGAGAUGGAGAUUGUUGGUUCAUGGCUGCUCUCUGUACCAUGGGCAAUAAGAUAGGUCUUAUUGAGAAGAUCUGCGUGGCUCGGGAUGAAAAGGUCGGUGUUUAUGGGUUCGUGUUUUAUAGAGAUGGCGAAUGGCAACAGUGCAUAGUGGAUGACAAGUUAUAUCUGCGAGCCGCCGAUUACGACGAGUCAAUAGACGAGCGGCCCAUCUGGGACGACAUUAAUCGAAGUGAUACCGAAGAAGAGUAUCGCAAAGUCUGGCAGACUGGGUCUCGAGCGCUGUAUUUUGCCCAAUGUGUGGACGAGAACGAGACUUGGCUGCCUUUGCUUGAGAAGGCCUAUGCGAAAGUCCAUGGGGACUACUCUUCCAUUGAGGGCGGGUUUGUAGGGGAGGCUAUCGAGGAUCUCACCGGCGGUGUGACAUCUGAUAUAUUGUCCAGCAAUAUCCUGGACAAGGAUCGCUUCUGGGAAGAAGAGCUCAUGAAAGUCAACAAGGAGUUCCUUUUUGGCUGCGGAACAGGGCUAUUUUCUAACUGGCUCGACCCGAAGUACCAAGGGCCUCCAAGGGAUAGAAAGGGUAUAUCUGAGAACCACUCAUAUUCAAUCAUGGAAGCGAGAGAAGUCGAUGGUCAGCGUCUUCUUCGACUAAGAAAUCCCUGGGGAAAGAAGGAAUGGAAUGGCGCCUGGAGCGAUGGAUCGGAGCAAUGGACGCCGCAGUGGAUGGAAAAAUUAGGACAUACGUUUGGGAAUGAUGGGUUUUUCUGGAUCUCCUAUAGUGAUCUGCUUAAAAAGUAUCAACAUUUUGAUCGAACUCGGCUGUUCGGCCCUGAAUGGACCGUCACUCAGCAAUGGACCACUUUGAACGUCCCGUGGUCCGCUGAUUACCACAGCACCAAGUUCAUGCUGAAUGUGACUGAAGCUGGGCCUGCGGUCAUCGUCCUCUCCCAGCUCGACACACGCUACUUCAAGGGAUUAGCCGGCGAAUACGAUUUCAUCCUCAAGUUUCGGUUACAGAAAGAGGGAGAAGACGAGUACAUGGUACGCAGCCACAGUAGCUAUGUCAUGUACCGAUCUGUGAACGCCGAGGUCGAGCUUAGUCCUGGGAAAUACCACGUAUUGAUGAAAGUCGUAGCCUACAAACGCAGCGAUAUGGAGUCGACAGAGGAGGUGGUGAGUCAGUUGGCGCCCGUCAGGAGAGAAAAGCUCGUUCAACUCGGUCUUUCCUAUGAUUUGGCGCAUGCCAAAGGGUUAGGGUUAGAGACUGACAAGGAAAAGAGACUGCGGGAAGAUCGCGAAGGGCGUCGCAAGGCAGUGGAGAGACGGAGGCUGCGAAGAGAAACCAAGAGACGGUUACAGAGGCAGUGGAUUCGGGAGCGAAAAUUGGAAGCACGACAAAAAAGGAUUGCAGAGCGGCUCUCAGCAAAGAGCGCUGCUGGACCAGGCCGUGACCACAGCACCGCCGUCCAGAUCCUCCCGGAGGGGCCGGUGCAGUCGCCGCUGGAAACUACUACUCCUAUGGACUACCGGUCCGGGGUCGGCAUUGACAUGAAGCAUGGCAGCGUUCCGACGAUCCAGUGCAACGGUGUCCAUGUGUCCGGGUACCACUCGAAACACAAAAAGGACUCUGCGCGCACCAGUCUCGACACGCCAAACUCCCUAUCGUCCGCGCCCUCGUACUGCCCGCAAGAGGCCGAGUGGCUCGAAGGCUUCGAAUUCGACUCGGACCUGGAUAUGCCGCCGGAAGAGCCGACGGAGCCACGGGGACUCCAGGUGUCCGGCUGCGUAGAAGAAAGCGAGGACCCGUGGAACGCGGUGUGUGUUGUGGGAUUGCGGGUAUAUUCCAAAGAUCGGCAGCUGUCUUUAGAGGUGGUUCGGGCGGCCGCUGAGGAUGGGGAAGCAGCGCUUGAUAUGGAUGAUCCGGCAGCGAGUCAAUGGAUUCGAUAG